Miscanthus lutarioriparius is the source of this 2895-nucleotide messenger RNA. NCBI's taxonomy places the organism in Eukaryota, Viridiplantae, Streptophyta, Magnoliopsida, Poales, Poaceae. The record is from the annotation of a GenBank genome assembly.
AUGGCGUCGCGGCACCCGAAUGCUUCUCCGGCGCCGGCGGGGAAGGACUCGCCGCAGCCUGCCUCGCCGGCAACCUCGCCGCGGCUUGCGGCGGAGUUCCCGCUCGACGCGCCCGAGGCCAAGGAGAGCGUGACCGUUACCGUCCGCUUCCGCCCGCUCAGCUCGCGGGAGGUUCGGCUGGGGGAAGAGAUCGCUUGGUACGCGGAUGGGGACACCAUUGUGCGGAGCGAGCAGAAUCACAGCAUCGCUUACGCGUACGAUCGAGUCUUCGGACCAACUACAACAACCCGACACGUAUAUGAUGCUGCAGCUCUGCAUGUUAUUAGUGGUGCCAUGGAGGGAAUAAAUGGUACAAUAUUUGCAUAUGGAGUUACAAGCAGUGGGAAGACACAUACAAUGCAUGGAGAUCAAAGAUCCCCGGGGAUCAUACCUUUGGCUGUGAAAGAUGCAUUUAGUAUAAUACAAGAGACUCCAAACCGAGAGUUUCUUCUCCGUGUAUCAUACUUGGAAAUCUAUAAUGAGGUUGUCAACGAUCUUCUUAAUCCUUCAGGUCAGAACUUACGGAUUAGGGAGGAUCUUCAGGGAACAUUUGUUGAGGGCAUACAAGAAGAAGUGGUGCUGUCUCCUGCACAUGCUUUGUCCCUUAUUGCAGCCGGAGAAGAACAUAGACACGUUGGAUCCACAAAUUUCAAUCUGCUAAGCAGCAGAAGCCAUACAAUUUUCACACUGACAAUAGAGAGCAGCCCCUGCGGUGAAUCUAGUGAAGAGGAAGCAGUUACCUUCUCACAGCUGAACCUCAUCGAUCUGGCAGGUUCAGAGAGUUCAAGGGCUGAAACUACGGGAGUACGCCGGAAGGAAGGAUCUUAUAUCAAUAAAAGCUUGCUAACUCUUGGAACAGUGAUAUCAAAACUGACUGAUGGAAAAGCUACACAUGUUCCAUUUCGAGAUUCCAAAUUGACACGGUUACUACAGUCAUCCUUAAGUGGACAGGGACGUGUUUCUCUAAUAUGCACUGUUCCUCCAGCAUCAAGCAAUUCAGAAGAGACUCAUAACACGUUAAAAUUUGCCCACCGUGCAAAGCACAUUGAGAUUCAAGUAUCACAAAAUAAGAUUAUGGAUGAGAAGUCUUUGAUAAAGAAGUACCAGAAUGAAAUUCGCCAAUUGAAGGAAGAGCUAGACCAACUGAAAAGGGGUAUACUUUCUGGCGCUCCUUCAAAAGAUGCCACAGAAGACAAUGUCAUUCUUUGGAAACAGAAGCUAGAAGAUGGUAAUGUCAAACUCCAGUCUAGACUGGAACAAGAAGAGGCAGCUAAAGCUGCUUUGCUUGCGAGGAUACAACGCCUAACAAAGCUAAUCCUGGUUUCCACAAAAGCAACUCAGACUCCUAGAUUGUCUCAACGUCCUGGACCAAGGAGAAGACAUUCUUUUGGUGAAGAGGAGGAUUUGAUGAAACAGUUGAAGCUUCUUCCAAAGGGGAGAAUAAGAAUCGCAAAGGGCUUCUUAACUGGUUCAAACUUCGGAACUUUGCUUACUAACAUUUACACGCUGAACUGUAACCAGAAACAUGACGGUGGUUCUAAUGCUCCAAGCUUAGGUGGUGACCAAUCUAGCCUGAGGAAAGCAUCGACUGCCCCUUCGACACCCUUGGCGAAUGGACUUAAUUCUCAAACAGAGCAAGGGAUGUCUUACUUUUUGCUUCCUGAGAAUGUAUCAGCUAACCUGCUGAGCGUUGACCAUGAAGAAUUUCAUUCUGAUGGACUUCAUGGAGAAGAAGCUCCUUUGGUCACCAAAAAAACAUCAGAUCAUGUUGAUCUAUUGAGAGAGCAACUGAAGAUCCUGUCAGGGGAGGUUGCAUUACAUAAAAGUGUUCUAAAGUGCCUCAUGGAAGAAGCUGGAAGAAGCACAAUGAAUGGACAUAUCGAGAUGGAAAUGAAAAAGGUCACUGACGAGAUUAAGGGCAAGCAGCAGCAGAUAGCACAUUUAGAAAGGCAGAUUAAGAGGAAGCUUGACCAGUUAGAACACACACCGUCUCACGCUAAGCUACUGGAGCAGGUCAAUGAGAAAGCAUUUGAACUUGAGGUGAAGACAGCAGAUAACAGAGUAUUGCAAGACCAGCUACAGCAAAAGACAAGAGAGUGUCAGGCAUUACAAGAAGCAGUUGCCCACUUACACGAACAGCUUUCCCAAGCUCUCGAAGCUAAUGAUUUAUUGUCAGAAAGCAUCACAUUUCAGCAGUACACAGACAUCAGCCUUCAAAAUGGAUCGCAAGUUCACAAAGAAAAUCCAGCAUCUAUAGAUGUCUCUGAUGAACUGUAUCAAAAAGCCGAGCAGUCAGAGAUUGAUGAACUGAAGCAAAGAGUGUGUGAGCUCACUGAGGCCAAAGCUCAACUAGAGGCUCACAAUCAGAAGCUGCAAGAGGAAAGCAUGUACGCAAAAGGCCUGGCCUCGGCUGCAGGCGUGGAACUGAAAGCACUGUCUGGGGAGGUCACCAAACUCAUGGACCACAACAAGAGGCUCACGAACGAGUUGGCUUUAGCAAGAAAUUCAACACAACGACGAGUGAGCAAUGGUCAAAGGGUUGGUAGAAGGGAUAGCUAUAAUAAACGGCUUGACCCAGCUAGUAGAAGAGAUGUUCAUGCUAGCUAUGAGAGGGAACAAGCUCUGGAGGUCAUGCUUAUGGGGAAGGACCAAAGAGAGUUGGAGCUCCAGAAGAAAAUCGAGGAGUCGAAGCAGAAGGAAGCCUUCCUGGAAGGAGAGCUUGCGAACAUGUGGGUUCUUGUGGCGAAACUGAAGAAGGGUCAGGUAAUUGACCAAGAUGAUGUCAAUGCCAAACCCAGGAUCGUUAUUCAUGACCCUAGAGAGGAUCAUGACAGAAACAUUCAUCAAAUCGGCUGA